This is a messenger RNA of Drosophila yakuba, 2112 nucleotides long. RefSeq lists its product as uncharacterized. The transcript has 3 exons. Lineage: Eukaryota; Metazoa; Arthropoda; Insecta; Diptera; Drosophilidae. The coding region runs from base 37 to 2046 and encodes 669 amino acids. The record is from RefSeq and is a predicted model, not a curated record.
AACAGUCUGUGUGUGAGCUUCGCGGGCUAAACAGCCAUGAUAACAUUAUUGCAUCCGAUUCUGAAGUGGCUAUGCUUCUGCCUAAUUGCAAUAAUCGUGAUGCUCUGUCUUACAACCCAAAGGGCAAAAGUUAAAUAUAUGAAAGUAGCGGAAGUGCCCACAGUUUCGAAAGAGACACGAUCAGAUGACUCAAUAGCCGAUUUUCUUCCUACUGAAGAAGAGCCAAAAGAGCCCGCUUAUUUCGUGGAGUCCGCCAAGUGCAAGAUCCCGUAUGUGAAUCCCUUUGACGCAGAUGCCAUGGCCGUUUUCCACCGCGAGCACUUCGAGACCUGUUCCAACGAAACCGCCCUGGUUACCCCGAUCUAUGACAUCAAGCGUCAGCGAUAUAUGCUAUUCAUCAAUGAGUCACUCGCCUCCAUCUUACUUAAGUCCACUGAGGAGGAGUACAAUUGCUAUUAUCAAGAGAUAACGCGGGACCGGGAGCACGACAGCUACGAUAAGGUGGAGCGAAAGUACUUUACUCAGAACUACGUGGUGCCGCUCCAUGUGCAUGCCCUAAUCCUGGCCUGCCAUCGUCUUGGCAAUGAGUCCGAUGUUUUGCAGAGCGAUGCGUACAGCCUCAUCCAAUACAGGCCACCGCCCAAAGGACUCUCACUGGAUCCGGCCAAGAGGAAGCCAAGUGUCCUGAUGUUCGGCAUUGACAGCCUGUCGCGGAUCAAUUUGCGUAGAACCAUGCCAAAGGUGUAUAAGUACCUAACGACGGACGGGUGGUUCGAGCUGCAGGGAUACAACAAGAUUGGCGACAACACCUUCCCCAACCUGCUGGCCAUUUUGGCAGGCUACAAUCCCGAGUCGGCCCUGCAGAAGGUGUGCAACUGGCACGAGGAUGGGUGCCUGGAUAGGACACCUUUUAUAUGGCACUACCUUCGGAAUGCCAGCUACCUCACCGCCUACGCUGAGGAUGAGAGUCAGAUGAGUACGUUCAACUAUAUAAAACCGGGCUUCCUGGAGCAGCCCACCGACUUCUACCUCAGGCCACUGCAGAAGGCCAUUGAAUCGGGCCUGAACGUGUGGAAAUGCAGUGACUGCUCACUGAGGUACUGCAUCGGCCGGCGGAUCACGAGCAGCUAUGCCUACGACAUGGCCAAAGAUUUCGCCAAUCGUUUCGUGGAUGAGCAACCCAUUUGGGGUCUGUUUUGGUCGAACAGCUUCAGCCACGACAGCUUUCAGCAGCCCUCGAAAAUGGAGGACUAUGUGCUUCAGUACCUGCUGGACUUCGAGGCAGAUGGAGUGUUCAAUCAGAGUAUUAUGGUGUUCCUCUCGGAUCAUGGGUCACGCUAUGGCAGAAUCAUGUCCUUGCCCAGUGGAUUCCUGGAAUCGCGUCUACCCACGAUGUUUAUCUAUCUGCCGCCUUGGUUCCGGGCUCAGUAUCCGGAAUACGCCGCGGCCCUUGCGCUAAAUCAGAAUCGACUCACCUCCAAUUACGAUCUGCACAACACCCUGAAGCACAUCAUCGAACUGGGCGGCACUCCAGAUGGUCCUUUGCCCAAAGCGGCCGACUGUCCCAAGUGCCAGUCUCUGUUUUAUCCCGUCGAUGAGACGAGAUCCUGUGAGGACGCAGGCAUACCAGAGCACUUCUGCACCUGCGUGCCCUACAAAAGACUGUCUUACAAUUGGGCCAAUCGCAUUGCCCCAAAGGUGAUAGGUCGAAUCAACGAGUAUCUGGCCGAAAGGAAUCUGACCGAGAUAUGCUCGGAACUGAAGCUCAGCUAUAUUCACGAGACAGAGAUGAAAGUGGAGCUGGACCAGAACUUCCACGACGAGGUGCCACCUACCGAGGUGGCCACCUAUCGCACCAUGUUCAAGGUGAAGCAGAACUCCGCCGACUUCCGGGCUACCGUACUCUUUAACAAUUUAACGGAAACCGUGGAGGUGGUGGUGCCCACUAUCAGUCGGCUCGACAGCUACGAAAAUGAUUCGACAUGUGUGACAGAUAAAACUGAUAAGAUGUAUUGCAUUUGCAAGUGUGAUAUCAAAGAUGAUUAGAAUAGUUGUUCACUACGUGUUUCACAUUAUGUAAAGAUAUUAUGAAAGAUAUUACAAUUACUUUAA